This is a messenger RNA of Prorocentrum cordatum, 2764 nucleotides long. The record is from the annotation of a GenBank genome assembly. NCBI's taxonomy places the organism in Eukaryota, Dinophyceae, Prorocentrales, Prorocentraceae.
GGACAGGGCCGACCGAACGCCAGCCAUUCCCUCGGAGACCUCCCAGAAGUUGCCUCCCAGCAUCCCGGCGGCGGCCGGCGCUGCGGCCCGCGACUGGCGGCCCGAGCUGCACUGCCACCCUUCGCCCGCGGCGAACGUGCCCAUGGACGCGCUCGGGGCCUGGGCCCGCCACUCCUCGGAUCCGGUGCACUCCAUGGCGCUCGGCCUCUCGCCUGGAGAGGCUGCCGGCACGACGAGGAUGAAGCGCGCCGCCACGGCCAGCGAAGGCGUGGGCUCGGUGACUACCAGGCGGGGCCGCUUGGCGACACGUGCCCCGGUCCAGAGCAGCGACCUGGAGGUCAGUGACCACCUGGGCAAGCUGCUGAAUAUCGGAAGCGAGCUCUUCGAAGCCACGGAUGACGGCGAGGCGAAUCCAAAAGUCGGCAACGUGGGCACGUCAGCCCUCGGCCAGCACGGUUCAAACACUCCCUCGAAGGCAUCCGAUGUAUCGACCUCGAGGUCAGGGAUGAGGCGAGUGCUGUCUGGCAUCUCCCUGAUGCCGCGGCUCAAGGGUAAGCCGCUCAGGUCCCCGAAGCGGGCCGACAAGGCUCUGGAUGGCCUCAAGGAGGCCUCCAGCAAGGCCUCGGGCAGCCAGCACGCAGGCGUCCUCGGCAAGCGCCAGCACGAGCUCGACGUGACCUUCGACACCAGCUACGACGUGUAUGUCCUUGAGGAGAAGAGGGUGCGCGUCCGCCCGAUGGAGGACAACGUGUUCCACCACCGGCCCAUGGCGGAUGCUGUCAGCAGCACCACCAUCUCCGACGCCAGCAGUGACCAUUCCGCGUCUUCGACGGGCUCCAAGGCCUCGCUGCGAGGUGGCCGGUCGGGGCGAAGCGAUCCCUCGGCCUUGGCUCCGCCGGAGGCCUUCGCGUCGAUUGCCUUGAGCCAGGUCAGCCUCAGCCAGACGGCCAAGGGCCAGCAGGUGAUCGCCACCUGGGGCGUCUUCGUCGGCAAGCUGCUGCACAGUAGGGUCCUCUGCUUCGGCGACGUCGCGAACGAGACCCUGCACAAGAAAAGAUACGGGACUGUGAAAACUUCCGUUCUGGGCUCGGUGCGCCAGCGCGCGCGGCUUGUUGUCGAGCAGGCCGUCAAGAUGGCCAAGUUUGUCGGCACAGAGCAGGAGGACAAGCAGGAUUGCGAGUGGCAGACAGGCGACAGCACGCUGAAGAAGUUGUUCAGCGACCAGUACGUGGACACGCUGGCCCUGCUCGCCAACGGGGCCCGCAAGAUCUGCACCGUGCAGCCAGCACUGGCGCGGGCUACGGUCCCUGCCAGGGUCUUCGGCGACAUCCACGGCCAGCUCCGUGACCUGCUGCUCUUCUUCUGGGCCUACGGCACCCCCUACGAGCACAACGCCCCUAGCGUCGUCUUCAACGGGGACUUCGUGGACCGCGGGGCCCACCAGCUGGAGGUGGUGGGCCUGCUCCUGGCGCUCAAGUGCCUGCUGCCCGAGAAGGUGUGGCUGGUCCGCGGGAACCACGAGGACCGGUCCAUGAACCGGAAGUACGGCUUCGCGGACGAGUGCUCGCGGCGCCUGGGCGCCGAGAUGGGGCCGAAGUUGUUCGACAUUUUCCACAGCGCUUUCGACUACCUGCCCGUCGCCUGCCUGAUCCAGGGCAGCGUGCUGGUCGUGCACGGGGGCAUCGGGGACGGCAACUGGAAGCUGAGCGACCUGCAGGCGGUGAAGCGCCCCCUUCGGGAGGCCGAUCUGGCAGACCCGCAGAACGUGUGGCUGUUCAACCUGCUGUGGUCCGACCCCAUCGAGGACGACGACAAGCGGUCAAACGUGUUCGGGGUGCACAGCUCGCCUCGGGGCGGCAUGACGAUGAACUUCGGGUGGAACGUGACCAAGACCUUCUGCGCCAGGAACGGGCUCAGCCUCAUCGUUCGCAGCCACCAGUCCAAGAGGGGCAGCCUCGGUUUCGAUAUCAUGCACGAGAACCUGCUCGUCCGUGUCUUCACCGCGCGGGACUACGAGGGGCAGGGCAACGACGGCGCCGUCCUCCUGAUCGACGAGGAGGAGCGCACAGACGGCGCAGCGCAGCAGCAGCUCGUAGUCAGGCCGCAGGUGCUGCAGUCGCUCAGAAGGGCGAGCAAGCCGCCCGCGCGCCCGGACGGGAAAAAACCAUCGUGGACAUCCGAUGGGAGCGAGCGGCGGCCCUCGAAGGGCGCGAGGCAGCCCGGCGAGACCGCCCCCGACAGCCACUGAACACCACCCCGGCGGCCCAGUGGCUGUUCCAGGGGCCGCCGGGAUGAGGCCAUCGCUGGCAGCCUAGAGGUGAGGCUAACGCUUCGCCGGGAUGGGCCGCGCCAUGGUUCACCCCUCCUUCUCAAGCAGUGGCGAAGCGUCCUGCUCCUCCUUUCCUCCCUCCUCCUCCUCCUCCCUCCUCAUUCCUGUUCGAUGUGGUUUCGUGGGUCCAAAUCGGAUAGUGGUCCUGACCCUCUGGGCACGGAGCGGGCGGUGACGCGUGCGCAACAGACCCCCAGAGUCGCUUGUGGGUCGACCGCGGGCACUUGCCAAGCGCGUCAGUUAUGCGGCCGACUCUCGGAACCAGCGCCAGUCGCGUUUUUCAGGGUUUUGUGCGAUGCGGAAGCCUGCGGUCGCAUGCUAGGAGAAGGCGUGGAUGAGGCCGUUCCCGUGCGGCGCCGCACAUCGCGAUGUGGCGGUGGAUGCGGCAUCGCCAGAUGGCGGUUGGGGAGGGGGGGGUCGUCGGGUGUGGCUGGU